AUCAAUUGUUGGAAAGGAAAUGGAGUAUGUUUACAGUUUAUUACUUAAACAUUAACUUCUCCUAAUUUAUGUGGCUGUCGUUUGACGUAUUACAUUUUAAAGCAUACGAAUAAACCAAAACUACAUUGACAGACACGGAAAUGCCUAAUACACCCGCUUAUACACCCGCUUCACUGGAAGGUGCCUCAGACAAACACGGCAACCAAACAUUUAAUAACGGCAUCGGCCUAAACAACACGGCGUCUUUCAGAGGAACAGGAAAAUUCAACAGCUGUUUUUUCAACGGUCCCGGCAGCAACAACAGCGUCAUUUUUAGCGGGGCUGGAAGUUUUAACAAGGUUUUUGUAAACGGAAUUGUGAACGGGAGUACGACCACUAUUGAAUUCUCCGGCGAUGGGAACAAGAUUUUCUUGAAUUCCUUGAACAAUGGGGAAACUUCUCGUAUCAGCGUCACGGGAAAUGGUGAGAACAUUUUCCGCAACGGCACAGAAAAAGUUUCUACCAACAGUAAUACCGUUUUUAUACAUGGUGAUAGAAAAAAGUCAUUUGAAGCGGCCCACCAGGCUCAAACAUCUGGAACCAAAGUAACACACAUGACCUGGGAUGAGUUCAUCGAGUUGACAAGGAAAGGGGCUGCGGAGGCGAAGCGGCAGUCCAGAUCAAAAGUCGUUGAUGCCGCACGUUUCUCUCGGGCCGUGCGGGGAAAAUCUGCUCCGGCGUCAGGGUCUGGCACCACGAGUAGAGACGCUGCUAGCGACCCCUGUAGCAGCACCGCAGAAAAUGUUAGCAGCACAAGUCACGGUGAACAAGCAACCAGUACCCCAGCAAAGGAGAAGAUGAGUCGCAGGACCCCAGCAAAUGAAAACAAAAGUCCUAACACCCCAGCACAUAAGAAUAUAAUUCGCAUCACACCAGCUAAUGACGCUAGACACAUAACCUUAACAGAUUUCAACUUACAUAACUUUAACCAGACAUGCCUCGACACAUUCGGUCCUAACUGCAGUAUAGUUGUAGAAGGUAUGCACAUAAUGAAUUUUAGGAUGUAAAAUUGUGUAACACUUUGUUGCCAGACAACUUAUCCCUUCCCAUGUCGAUCUAUCUUGCUGCUUCACUCACAACCCACCCACCCACACGCAUACGUCAGCGCCUCGGUCUACCCUCGUUUUCUGUCUGCCUGCCUGUCUGUCUGUGUGUGUCUGUCUCUGUCUUGACAUCCACAUUACCAAUGCCGCUUUGGUAUGGUUAAAGUAAAAGAAUUGUAGUUUGAGAAAAAUAAAUUUAGUAACCAAACACAUGUGUAUAUAUUAAUUAAAGUUUUGAUUGUGUAGAAGAUGUGUUGGAUAUCAUUGAAUAAUAAAGCGGGAGUUAUCUCCUCUAAAAGUUCU
Messenger RNA from Physella acuta, 1385 nucleotides. RefSeq lists its product as uncharacterized. The record is from RefSeq and is a predicted model, not a curated record. Lineage: Eukaryota; Metazoa; Mollusca; Gastropoda; Physidae.